Penicillium taxi is the source of this 1077-nucleotide messenger RNA. RefSeq lists its product as uncharacterized. The coding region runs from base 1 to 1077 and encodes 358 amino acids. The transcript has 3 exons. The record is from RefSeq and is a predicted model, not a curated record. Lineage: Eukaryota; Fungi; Ascomycota; Eurotiomycetes; Eurotiales; Aspergillaceae.
AUGGCUCCCACUACACGGUCAAGCUCCAAACCUCGCAACAUUCUCAUCACAGGCGCAUCCGGAUACCUAGGAGGGACUCUUCUAGCCCGCUGGUCCGGCGCAAAGCUCCCACACAACAAGCUAUACGCACUAGUCCGUACCCCAGAACAAGCUGAAGCAAUCAAGCAAUACGAAGCGGAGCCGCUUGAUUUCGACGUCCUAGAUACAGCCGCCACCGAAGCUGCCAUCAUCGACAAUAACAUCAGCGUAGUGUAUUUCCUGAUCGACUCCUUCGGCGCCGCAAAAUGGCAAUUGCCGAUGAUCAAAGCCCUUGCCACAGUCAAGAGGAACACUGGGCAGGAAGUCCACUUUCUGAAUACUUCUGGCGCAAAGUUAUUUAGCAGCCAUACUGGACUUCCAACCCUUCACCCUCUUCUUGACAGUGAUCCGGGUCUUUAUGAUUUGCAGACUCAGGCCCAAGCUCGCUCUUACUGGCCUAUGAUUGGACAAGCCCUUGAAUCUAAUAACCGAGUGAUUAAAACUGCCGAGGAAUACGGAGUGAGAUGCUACGUCUUCAUCCCUUGUAUUGUAUACGGCCCAGGCGAAGGAUUUGGAAAUAAGAUCUCGAUUCAAACCGUGGCGAUCGUUAAUACGGCUCGGAAGCUUGGGCGCGUAUACCAGCCCGAUCCUGAGGAGUUUUCAUGGCCCGUAUGUCAUGUUGUGGAUAACACGACACUUUACCUAGAAAUUAUUCGCAACAUUCUUUCUGAAAAAGACAUUCCCCACGGAAAGAAUGGCUAUUAUCUUGCUGCUAGCGGAACAGUGGCUUGGAAAAAGAUCUACACCGAAAUGGCAAAGGGCUUGGCAAAGCGGAAGGUGACUGAGACAGAGACUGUUGAUGUGGCUGACAGUGAUGUCCUGGACCAGAUGGCUGCAGCAAUAGGGUGCCCGAAGGAUAUAGUGACCUUGUUCCUCGGUGGGGACUGCUCGCUUACAGCUAAGAACGGGCUUGAUAUUGGAUGGAAGCCCCAGUAUCCCGCUGAGCACAUUCUCGAAAUGGCCGACGCUGAAGUUGAGCUCAUUUUGCAAAAAUUAUGA